AUGGCCGCACCUGCCGACAGUGGCAUUGAAGCUGAAGAUGAUCUCAUUGCCAGGGAUUUUUCGUGCAAUCCCACGCAGGCGGACUGCUGGUCUGACGGUUACAACGGGGUACCCGUCGGCUCUUUCUCCUUUAUCCUAGACUACAUAGAUAGCUGCUCGGUCACGAUCAAAACGCAGGAGUACCCUAACAAAGGGAGAGUAUACAAGCUCGAUAGCAACGGGACGGUCGGUUGCGAAUCGAAAUUCCCCUGGGUCCUCUCGAUCAGUCUGAGCAACUGGUUCAAUCCAGACUAUUGCGAAAGCGGCGACCUUGCAUCCGGGCACGGGGUGCUCGAUGUGGCGUACUACGCCAACGAUACGAUCGAUUUGGGCAAGAACCCGCACGACCUGAGAUGCAGUGGUGUGGGAUCUGGUGGGUUACCGGACAAGAUGUAUCGUUCCCGUAUACGCUCCGUCCUGAGUCAAUGGUGGGUGUUAUCAGGAUUUGUUGAGAGGCUGGCUGGUGAAAUCCAGAUGUAG
Letharia lupina is the source of this 519-nucleotide messenger RNA. RefSeq lists its product as uncharacterized. The coding region runs from base 1 to 519 and encodes 172 amino acids. NCBI's taxonomy places the organism in Eukaryota, Fungi, Ascomycota, Lecanoromycetes, Lecanorales, Parmeliaceae. The transcript has 2 exons. The record is from RefSeq and is a predicted model, not a curated record.